Gadus chalcogrammus (walleye pollock) is the source of this 2934-nucleotide messenger RNA. RefSeq names its product zinc finger protein ZFP2-like. The record is from RefSeq and is a predicted model, not a curated record. Gene Ontology annotation, molecular function: DNA-binding transcription factor activity, RNA polymerase II-specific; RNA polymerase II cis-regulatory region sequence-specific DNA binding. The transcript has 7 exons. Gene Ontology annotation, biological process: central nervous system development; regulation of transcription by RNA polymerase II. Lineage: Eukaryota; Metazoa; Chordata; Actinopteri; Gadiformes; Gadidae. Gene Ontology annotation, cellular component: nucleus. Bases 213 to 1970 code for a protein of 585 amino acids.
GAAGAAGAAGAAGAAGAAGAAGAAGAAGAAGAAGAAGAAGAAGAAGAAGAAGAAGAAGAAGAAGAAGAAGAAGAAGAAGAAGAAGAAGAAGAAGAAGAAGAAGAAGAGGAAGUUACGCCUCCUACUACAAGUUACGCCUCCGUCUUGCAGGACGCAGACAGACCCUACUCUACGAUCGUGUACUACACGUAGUUCUUUCCUUGAGAGACACCAUGGCUCGCAAACGAGCGAAGCAUAGCAGUUGCUUAGUGUUUGGAUGUACAAAUGAACACAAAAGUCUAUAUUUUGUUCCUUCCUCCGAGCCGCUGAAGAACCAGUGGGUUAAUUUUAUUGUCUCUGGAAAUGUGCCAGUCUGCGCCAAACAUUUCACUGACGACUGCUUCCUCAACUUGGGCCAAUACAGAGCUGGACUUGAUCAACGUCUGAGAAUCAAGUCUGGAUCAGUACCAACUCUCCAUGGCUCAGCUACAAACCUCGAAAAAGCCAGCUCAUCAAGUGCUUACAUUCAGCAGCUUCUCUCAAGGGAUGUUGCCUGCCAGACAGACCACCUGGAAACACGUACUGUAGGCACACAGCUAUCCUUAAAGACUUUGCAGCCCCAUUUUAAAAGUGAAGAAGACUGCGAUGCCUUUGGAGACCGUAGCACUCAACGUGGCGCCACCUCAGAGAUUCUGGGUGUGGACGCCCCUGGCUCCUCCCACAUGUCCAGCCACAGCGAGGAGCUGAAGAUUCUGAGCGUCUACGGAAAAGGGGAGGGCCCACUGGCGGUGGACGGCCAUGACACCCUCUUCACCGCGUCAGAAGUGGAGGCCCUGAACUCGCUGCCUGCGGACCACAGCGCGGCCAAGAGCCUGGAGCGCGGCGAGCGGCUGAUCUGCCACGAGGAGCUGCGUGUGCAGCAGCAGACUCCAGACACCAUUUCAAUCAAGGUUGAAGAGGAUAUUGGUGGAGGCUUGCCCGCCGUGGAAGACUGCGAUGCCUUCGGAGACCGUAGCACUCAGUGUGGCGCCACCUCAGAGAUUCUGGGUGUGGACGCCCCUGGCUCCUCCUCCCACAUGUCCAGUCACAGAGAGGAACUGGUGCAGCAAACCCCAGACACCAUUUCAAUGAAGCUUGAAGAGGAUAUUGGUGGAGGCUUGCCCGCUGGAGAAGACUGCGAUGCCUUUAGAGACCGUAGCAAUCAGCGCAACGCCACCUCAGAGAUUCUGGGUGAGGACGCCCCUGGCUCCUCCCACAUGUCCAGUCACAGCGAGGAACUGAAGAUUCUGAGUGUCUACGGAAAAGGGGAGGGCCCACUGGCGGUGGAUGGUUGGUGGAAGGUUUCUCCCAACAAUGCCAAUAUGAUCGUACACAUGAGGACCCGACCAGACGAGAAGCCGUACGGGUGUGACCAAUGCACGAAGAGCUUCAGUCAGAAAGGCAACCUGAAAAUCCACAUGAGUACGCACUGCGGGGAGAAGCCCUACAGGUGUGACCAAUGCGCAAAGCACUACAGUCAAAGCUACACCCUCAAGAUGCACAUGAGGACCCACACCGGCGAGAAACCCCACAGGUGUGACCAAUGCAGGAAGCGCUUCAGUCAAAGUGAACACCUGAAGAGCCACAUGAAGACUCACACCGGGGAGAAACCCUACAGCUGUGACCAUUGCAAAAAGUGCUUCGCUCGGCAUGGCGACCUGAACGUCCACAUGAGGACUCACUCCGGCGAGAAGCCCUACAAGUGUGACCAAUGCACGAAGCGCUUCAGUCGGACAAGCCACCUGAAGAGCCACAUGAUGACUCACUCUGGCGAGAUGCCCUACAAGUGUGACCAAUGCACGAAGCGCUUCAGUUGGACAAGCAGCCUGAAGAACCACAUGAGGACUCACUCCGGCGAGAAGCCCUACAGGUGUGACCAAUGCACGAAGCGCUUCAGUCAUGGCUCCUCCCUGAAGAUCCACAUGUCGACUCACACCGGGGAGAAGCCCUAAAAGUGCGACCAAUGCACGAAGCGCUUCAGUCUGACAAGCAGCCUGAAAAUCCACAUGAGGACUCACUCUGGGGAGAAGCCCUACGUGUGUCUGCAGUGCAACGUUGGCUACAGCGACCCAAGCAAUUUGCGUGUGCACAUGCUCAAGCACACUUUGACGCGGGGUAACGGGACGCUUUGAUUGAGACCUCUGUCCUGUAUUGGUUGAAAUUACUGCUUUUAGUUUUUCUUUUCAUCACGAUUAAACGCUUCGUACCUUCGAUUCACUUUCUGUUUUUAUUAAUUGAUGUCCGUGUUGAAUAACUUAUUUCUAGGACACUUCUGACAGCAAAAUAUUUGAUUUAAUGUAGAGCUUGAUCAGGGGAAGAUACAGGAAGCGAAGUUACCAAGCAUACAGUCAAUGAGACGAUGGGUGUACAUGAUUCUUAGAGGAAACGUUGACAUCGUGGGUAAAUACAAAAGAAACAAAGGUCAGGGGGAGGGGCCUUCGUGGAGUUUAGGAUUGGUCAGAGGAGAGACCAAGUUAAAUUGCAAUUCACAAUAUGGGUGAAGUGGACAUGGCUGCAAGACAGUUAAAGGAAUCUAUACAACAAAGAAGUCUGUGGAUUGGCUUGAUUAUCAAACUUGGUGCCCACAGUUGCAAAUGCAAACUAUCUUGACACCUUUCAAUUAGAGAGGACGGGAGGUAUCUCUAGGUCCAUGGAGAAUGCAUAGAAAUUCAUUGAAAUUGACAAAUUAUUCAAACUGGGUUCAUAUAAUUUGUAUAUUAAAGUUAUGCUUGACAUUGCCACAACAUUGUCAUUACCGUUAUCUUUGUUAUUACAAAAAGCCUGCAAAGUUCACUUGUGAAAUUGACUGCUAUUGAACCGCACAUUAUACAUGAUUGUGUUCAUUCCACUUACCUUUCCAUUCCGUUUGCUUAAUGCUAACUACCUUGGAUGGAUUGUAUCAUAAUAGGCGAUAAU